Messenger RNA from Lycium barbarum (goji berry), 1070 nucleotides. Its product is annotated as zinc-finger homeodomain protein 9-like. Gene Ontology annotation, cellular component: nucleus. Gene Ontology annotation, biological process: regulation of developmental process; regulation of DNA-templated transcription. The coding region runs from base 91 to 744 and encodes 217 amino acids. Gene Ontology annotation, molecular function: transcription cis-regulatory region binding; DNA-binding transcription factor activity. The transcript has 2 exons. NCBI's taxonomy places the organism in Eukaryota, Viridiplantae, Streptophyta, Magnoliopsida, Solanales, Solanaceae. The record is from RefSeq and is a predicted model, not a curated record.
UCGUCUUCCUCCUCACCGCUAUAUCCUUAAUUUCCUUCACUCACUUGCUCACUAGUUUCGUCCUUUACUUUCUCUCUUUGAGCUUCUUCCAUGGCUUCCAACAACAAAAACUUUGUUGUGAAGUAUUUUGAGUGCAUGCAUAACUAUGCAGCAGGAUCUGCUGGCCAUGUACUUGAUGGUUGUGGUGCAUUUUGUCCAGCUAGUCCUCCUGGAACCCCAAAAUUCUUAAUCUGCGCUGCUUGCAACUGCCACCGGAACUUCCAUAGAAAAAUGGAGGUCGAGGUAGAGGUCGAAGAGGAGCCUCCUCUCCUCUCUAUUUGUCCCCCUAGCUAUGGUACUACCAUUGUGAUUGAUCAUGUUCCACCAACCCCAGCAUCUCCAGCACCACCAAGAAGUAGGCCUCGUGAAGUUAGGUUGGACAAGUACAAGGUUGUCGCGAGGGCCCCAACAACGGCGGCGGAGAUGGGCGGAGGAGAGAUAGAAGCGGGGGAGCAGAGCAGCAGGUUGAUGAAAAGAAAGUACGAGAGUUCAUCAUCAGUGAGAAUGAGGCUUAAUCAUGAACAAAAGCAAAAAGUGAGGGCUUUUGCUGAAAAUAUUAUGGGGUGGAGGUGGACAAAGUACAAUAAUCAAGUCGAACCUUUUUGUGAUGAGAUUGGAAUCACUCCCAACUUCUUGAAGAAUUGGAUUGACAACAACAGGCGUCGAAUUGGGCCGGGCGGGGCUGGGACUAAAAACACCAUAUAAGGAAAACUGAUCAGUUGCAGCUUAAAGUUCAGCUGAUCCCAUAAUUAAUUCUCUCAAGUCUACCUUCUUGAGAAAAUUAAAACCUUGUUUAAUUAAUAUGUGUUUCCUUUUUCUCAUGUCUUCCAUAGACUUUUUGUUGCAUUAAAUUGGCUAGUUUGAAUGCAUUUUCUUAUGUCAUGUUUAGUCUAAUAAGAUCUAUGAUCAUCUAUUCUGAAUAGGGUAGAUUUUUCUUCUAUUUCUAAAAUGUAUAAGGAGGUAAGGUAUGAUGUCCCCCUCUGAUGUAUCUAUGUUUUGUUGUGCUAUUUACGUGGUAAGGGUUUUGCAAA